Molecule: messenger RNA, 471 nt
Organism: Aspergillus melleus
Lineage: Eukaryota; Fungi; Ascomycota; Eurotiomycetes; Eurotiales; Aspergillaceae
Exons: 2
Coding region: 1-471 (156 amino acids)
Biological process (GO): D-sorbitol catabolic process
Molecular function (GO): L-iditol 2-dehydrogenase (NAD+) activity; zinc ion binding
Source: RefSeq, a predicted model, not a curated record
AUGUCUCCAUCGCUGGUUGACCUCCCUGUCACCACCACCAAGCCCACUCUUACUAUUGCCCUUCCUAAUCCCUCUUUACAAGUCACUGCAGACCACAACAUCAAGCUCGUCGAGGCUCCUGUUUACGCUCCUCAGCGAGGCCAAGUUCUCCUUCAAAUCAAAGCAACGGGAAUCUGUGGAUCCGACCUUCACUUUUGGAAAUCCGGCCGCAUCGGUCAACUCGUCUUCGAGGAUGACUGCAUCAUCGGACAUGAAGCGGCGGGUGUAGUUCUGAAGUGUGGCGAGGGAGUGAACAAUUUACAGCCUGGCGACCGAGUGGCCGUGGAACCGGGAGUUCCUUGCGAAAACUGCUUCCUCUGCGACGAUGGACGGUACAACCUCUGCGAGGACGUUCAGUUCGCCGGUGUGUAUCCGUACGCCGGCACAAUCCAACGAUACAAAGUCCACCCGGCCAAGUGGCUUCACAAGUGA